AUGCCAGGCCUCACAGAAGAAAGUCAUGACGCCAGUCACAAAAAAAGAAAGCUCGACGACGUCCCCGAAAUCGAGAUUGAUGUGUCCGCCCCCGAACCGCCCUCAAAGAAAGCUCUGCGCAAAGCCAAAAAGAAGGGAAUCGAUCCCACUGAGAAGACCGAAGUUAAAUCUGAAACAGAUACGAACGAAACAACGACAAAGAAUGGAAAAGAAGGCAAGCGGUCAGAAUAUGGUGUCUGGAUAGGCAACAUGCCUUUUACAGCCACGAAAGAAGAUGUCCGCAAAUUCUUGCUUGACGGCUGCACGUUCAGCGAAGCGACAAUCACACGCAUCCAUAUCCCAAUGGGACCGUCGAGAGGGUUUAUUCCACAGAACAAAGGAUUUGCCUAUGUCGACUUUGCGAACAAAAAAGCAAUGGAGGAAGCUAUUGGAUUGAGCGAAAAGUUCAUUGCGGGUCGUCGUGUGUUGAUUAAAGGUUCCCAAAACUUCGAAGGUAGACCUACGGAACAUCAGCAAGCGGGAGGAGCGACGAAGGCUGGUGCGGCUGCAACAAGUGCGCAUCCUCCUUCGCGACGGAUAUUUGUGGGCAAUCUCGGGUUUGAUGCUACCAAGGAAGCUGUUGAGGAACAUUUUGCGCCAUGCGGCAGUAUUACAAAUGUGCAUCUUGCUACACUAUAG
Talaromyces marneffei is the source of this 678-nucleotide messenger RNA. RefSeq lists its product as uncharacterized. Gene Ontology annotation, molecular function: RNA binding. Lineage: Eukaryota; Fungi; Ascomycota; Eurotiomycetes; Eurotiales; Trichocomaceae. The record is from RefSeq and is a predicted model, not a curated record. The coding region runs from base 1 to 678 and encodes 225 amino acids. The transcript has 2 exons.